Messenger RNA from Xenopus laevis (African clawed frog), 4381 nucleotides. It is a transcript of the gene usp15.S, whose product is annotated as ubiquitin specific peptidase 15 S homeolog. NCBI's taxonomy places the organism in Eukaryota, Metazoa, Chordata, Amphibia, Anura, Pipidae. The coding region runs from base 67 to 3021 and encodes 984 amino acids. The record is from RefSeq and is a predicted model, not a curated record. Gene Ontology annotation, cellular component: cytoplasm; nucleus. Gene Ontology annotation, biological process: protein deubiquitination; ubiquitin-dependent protein catabolic process. Gene Ontology annotation, molecular function: cysteine-type deubiquitinase activity. The transcript has 23 exons.
UUUUUCCCUACUUCGCCCACGUGACGUCACUCCCACAAUGCAGCUGGUAGCUGUCAGUGGAGUAAGAUGGCGGAGGGCGGAGUGGUGGAUCUGGAGACUCAGCGAUCCGAAGUGUCAGCCCUGCUGAAAACCCCUCUCCGAAGAGGAGACACCUGGUACCUGAUUGAUAGUCGUUGGUUUAAGCAGUGGAAAAAGUAUGCAGGGUUUGACAGCUGGGACAAAUACCAGAUGGGAGAUCAGAAUGUGUAUCCAGGCCCCAUUGAUAACGCUGGACUCCUCAAAGAUACUGAAACGCAGUCUCUUAAGGAGCAUCUUAUCGAUGAGCUUGACUACAUUUUGUUGCCCACUGAAGGGUGGAACAAGCUUGUUAGCUGGUAUUCUGUGGUAGAAAGCCAGCAGCCUAUAUCACGCAAGGUGGUUGAACAGGGUAUGUUUGUUAAGCACUGCAAAGUAGAAGUUUAUUUAACAGAAUUAAAACUUUGUGAAAAUGGAAAUAUGAACAACGUUGUCAUAAGACGAUUCAGCAAAGCAGAUACAAUCGACAUGAUUGAAAAAGAAAUGAGAACAAUCUUCAGUAUUCCAGAUGAAAAAGAGACCAGACUGUGGAAUAAAUACAUGAGCAAUACAUUUGAACCUUUGAAUAAACCUGAAAGCACUAUACAGGAUGCUGGCCUAUAUCAAGGACAGAUGCUAGUUAUUGAACAGAAAAAUCAGGAAGGACAGUGGCCGAGAGGAUCUGUGCCGAAGUCCUCAGAUAUACCAAAUUUUUCAACUUUACCAAAGAUUUCUCCUUCAUCUCUCUCAAAUAAUUAUAACAACUUCAACAGCAGAAUUGGGAAAAAUUCAAACUAUUGCCUGCCUUCAUAUGCUGCCUACAAGAAUUACGAGUACUCUGAGCCAGGAAGACACAAUGAACAACCUGGACUCUGUGGUCUUAGCAACUUAGGGAACACUUGUUUCAUGAAUUCUGCAAUUCAGUGUUUGAGCAAUACCCCUCCACUUACUGAAUACUUCCUUAAUGACAAGUAUCAAGAUGAAUUAAACAUGGAUAACCCAUUGGGAAUGCGAGGUGAAAUAGCCAAAUCCUAUGCAGAGCUCAUCAAACAAAUGUGGUCAGGAAAAUACAGCUAUGUAACACCAAGAGCAUUUAAGACUCAGGUGGGGCGUUUUGCUCCACAGUUUUCUGGUUAUCAGCAACAAGAUUGCCAGGAAUUGCUUGCAUUUUUAUUAGAUGGCUUACAUGAAGACUUGAACCGAAUUCGAAAGAAGCCUUACAUACAAUUAAAAGAUGCAGAUGGAAGGCCAGACAAGGUAGUUGCUGAAGAAGCCUGGGAGAACCAUAUAAAAAGGAAUGACUCAAUAAUUGUUGAUAUAUUUCAUGGGUUAUUUAAGUCCACCUUAGUUUGUCCUGAAUGUUCUAAAAUUUCUGUAACAUUUGAUCCUUUUUGUUACCUUACACUUCCACUGCCUAUGAAAAAAGAACGUGCAUUAGAAGUUUAUUUAGUCAGAAUGGAUCCACUCGCCAAACCUAUGCAGUAUAAAGUCAUUGUUCCAAAAAUUGGAAACAUAAUGGACCUUUGCACAGCUCUUUCCUCAUUGUCUGGCGUUGCUCCAGAAAAGAUGGUAGUCACUGACAUCUACAAUCACAGAUUUCACAGGAUAUUUGCAGUGGAUGAAAACUUAAGUAGUAUUAUGGAACGUGAUGACAUUUAUGUAUUUGAAACAUCCAUCAAUAGAACAGAAGAUACAGAACAGGUUAUAAUUCCUGUUUAUUUACGUGAAAAGUUUCGUCAUACAAGUUACAGUCAUCAUCAUGGUUCUACUUUAUUUGGACAACCAUUUCUAAUUACUGUGCCUAGAAAUAUUGCUGAGGAUAAAUUGUAUAACCUGCUUUUGUUAAGAAUGUGCCGAUAUGUAAAAGCCACAAAUGACACUGAAGAAAAUGAAGGCUCUUUGCACUGCAAUAAAGAACAUACAGUCAAUGGAAAUGGCCCAAAUGGUAUCCAUGAAGAAGGUUCACCAAGUGAAAUGGAAACCGAUGAACCAGAUGAUGAGUCUAGUCAGGAUCAAGAGCUUCCUUCAGAAAAUGAAAAUAGCCAAUCUGAAGACUCCGUUGGAGGAGAUAAUGACUCAGAAAAUGGAUUGUGCACUGAGGAUACUUGCAAAGGACAAUCAGUAACAGGGCAAAAAAAACGCUUGUUUACAUUCCAGUUUUCUAGUUUGGGCAGUACUGACAUUACCUAUAUAAAAGAUGACACAAAAUAUAUUCGAUUUGAUGAAAGGCAACUCAGGUUGGAUGAAAGAUCUUACCUUGCCUUAGACUGGGAUCCCAAGCUAAAGAAAAAAUUCUUUGAUGAGAAUGCAGCAGAGGAUUUUGAAAAACAUGAAAGUGUGGAUUUUAUUCCACAGAAAAAAGCAUUUAUGAAAUUAAAAGAUUGCAUUGAACUGUUCACGACUAAGGAAAAAUUGGGGGCUGAGGAUCCAUGGUACUGUCCUAACUGCAAAGAACAUCAGCAAGCAACCAAAAAAUUAGAUCUCUGGUCCUUGCCCCCAGUCCUUGUGGUACAUUUGAAACGUUUCUCUUACAGUAGAUACAUGAGAGAUAAACUGGACACUCUGGUUGAUUUUCCUAUAAGUGACCUUGAUAUGUCCAAAUUUCUUAUUAAUCCAAAUGCGGGUCCUUGCUGUUAUAAUUUAAUUGCUGUGUCAAACCACUACGGAGGAAUGGGUGGCGGACAUUAUACAGCUUUUGCUAAAAAUAAAGAUGAUGGAAAAUGGUAUUAUUUUGAUGACAGUAGUGUUUCAACUGCAUCCGAAGAACAGAUAGUGUCAAAAGCAGCAUAUGUGCUCUUCUAUCAAAGGCAAGAUACUAUCACUGGAACAUGUUUAUUCCCCCUGGACAAAGAAGUUAAGCAAGGUGCUUCUGCUGCCACGGGAGCCCCGCAAGAGAGUGACGAAGAAUCGAAUGAAGAUGAAAACGACAUAGAGAAUGAAAAUUACCUAGAAAAGCUGGAUCAGUGAGCCAAGGUUAAUGUUAAAACAUCUCUGGAAUCAGUGCAAACUACUAAACAGCUGUAUAAAUGAUAUUGAGGAAAAUAGCAAAGGUGUUUUAGCCUUUUGGUGAUAUUGGUUUGAUUGUCUUGGUGAUUCUACUUAACGAUGCAUAUUUCAUUUGGCCUUCAUGAUGCUGUGUCAGAGCAAGUUGCAAAUGAAUGUAAAUGUCCCUUGUUGACUUCCUGUUAUAUUUAUUAAAAUUGGUGCAUACAUAUGAACUUCUGUAAGUCAAUUUUGUGUUGUAAAUUUUAUGAAUAUUGAAUAACUGAGUUGGUCGGCGCAUCGCUCUCUCCCGACACCACUGUAAAUGUAAUGUUUAUAAAAUGACACUCUGUGUCAGUGACAAUUACUGCGGAUUAAUCUCAAAUGAUGUUAUUUUAUUUCACUUUGAUUUUUCUUCCCCCCUCUUUAAAUGUUUGACUUUUCUGCAAGUUAGGUCUGUGGAAUUCCUUUCAGUGUGUGCUCCUCUUUAUAAGUCACCAUGGCCUUACAACUCAUCUCAAAGAAUAUAUUGCUAUGAAAUAGGACAACCAGCAUUUGCAUGUUCAAGCAUCAGAACUUGUAAUGUGUAUAUCGCAUACAAGCCUUUCAUUUUAUGUUGGCUAACUGCAUUCAAGGGUCCAGGAUGCCAAAAAAAAAAAUAUCAGAACCAUCAAACAUUUUGCAAAACCAACUUGUUCAUUUUGCUGCUUUAACCCUGUGAUUAUGUUUGAAGAAUGUACUGUUGUUUUGUAUACUGCCUUUAACAGGAACAUUUUGGGACAUGCUUUACAUAUCGACUACCUGAAGAGUUUCUUUCCUGUCCCUUUGUUUAAAGAAAGACAUAUGAUGAUCUUCACUUGAACUAGUGUAAUAAAAUACAAUAGGUUUUAAAUUGUGUAUUGUAAAUAAGAAGUCCACUCUGUGAGUGCACAUUUUGGUAAAUUAUUUUAUUUAUACAUUGGCAUUAAGAAUAUAAAUAAAUGCAUUUGACCAGGAGAAAUGAGAUAUGGUGUUGCUUUCUAGCAGUGUAUUAAAGCUGAUGUGUUGAGAUGUCUGUCCUGCCCCCUCCGGCAUCUUUAGAACUACAACUCCUAGUAUCCCAUGAUAGCCAAAGCCUGUUACAGUAUGGUGAGAGCUAUAGUUCAGUGUCUGGAGGUAGGCAAGCCGGACAUCUCUGUCUUAUAUCCUGGUAUUUUAAGCUGCUUUGAUUUUUGUUUUAUGUAUAAGGUUAUCCUUCUGCAUGAUGGAGGUAACAGGUUUGUCUGCACUUUAAGUUCACUUCCGUUUACAUUUAAAUUGUGCAUGAUUAUUUAUAUAAAUUUCAAUAAAGUUGUUGAAGGCUUAA